Molecule: messenger RNA, 6032 nt
Organism: Pteronotus mesoamericanus
Lineage: Eukaryota; Metazoa; Chordata; Mammalia; Chiroptera; Mormoopidae
Gene: ZBTB39
Product: zinc finger and BTB domain containing 39
Exons: 2
Coding region: 105-2237 (710 amino acids)
Biological process (GO): regulation of transcription by RNA polymerase II
Cellular component (GO): nucleus
Molecular function (GO): DNA-binding transcription factor activity, RNA polymerase II-specific; protein binding
Source: RefSeq, a predicted model, not a curated record
GGGCCUUUGUGUGAGGCGGCGGCGGCGAUGGUGCUCGGGCCCCGCGGAGCCGGUCCACAGAUUAACCGUGCUGAUAAGGAGGCAACAUCAUAGGAGCUGCUAAGAUGGGCAUGAGGAUCAAACUGCAAAGCACCAACCACCCCAACAACCUGCUGAAGGAACUCAACAAGUGCCGGCUCUCAGAGACCAUGUGCGAUGUCACCAUUGUGGUGGGGAGUCGCUCCUUCCCGGCCCACAAAGCUGUGCUGGCCUGUGCAGCUGGCUACUUCCAGAACCUCUUCCUGAAUACUGGGCUAGAUGCUGCCAGGACCUAUGUGGUGGACUUUAUUACCCCUGCCAACUUUGAGAAGAUUCUGAGCUUUGUCUACACAUCAGAGCUCUUCACGGACCUGAUCAAUGUUGGGGUUAUCUAUGAGGUAGCUGAGCGUCUGGGUAUGGAGGACCUCCUCCGGGCCUGUCACUCCACCUUUCCUGACCUGGAAAGCACAGCUGUGGCCAAGCCCCUGACCAGCACCAGUGAGAGCCACUCUGGUACGCUGAGUUGUAGCUCAGCAGAACCUGCCCAUGCCCUCGGAGAACUCCGGGGCAGUGGGGAGCACUUUGGUCCUGAUAGAAACUAUGUCUUACCUAGUGAUGCUGGAGGAAACUAUAAAGAGGAAGAGAGAAAUGUUACCAGUGACACUAACCAUAACAUGCCUCUGCCACAGCAGCCACUGCCGUCAAAAAUGGAAGACCACGAUAAUCCUGCUCCUUUCACAUCUGUACCUAAUGUGACCCAGCCAGUCCUAGGCACUGUCAGCAUGGGCAUCCAAACCAGCACCAGCUCCUGCCAGCCAUACAAACUUCAGAGCAAUGGAGACUUCAGUAAAAACAGCUUCUUCCCCCCUGACAAUGCAAUAGACAUUACCACUGGGACCAACUCCUGUCUGAGCAAUAGCGAUCACUCCAAAGAUCCAGGCUUUGAGCAGAUGGAUGAGCUCCAGCUGGAGGACCUGGGGGAUGAUGACUUGCAGUUUGAAGACCCCACUGAGGAGAUAGGGACAGCUGAAGAGGUGAUUGAGUUGAGUGAUGAUAGUGAGGAUGAGCUGACUUUUGGAGAGAAUGAUAACCGAGAGAAUAAGGCCAUGCCCUGCCAGGUGUGCAAGAAAGUUCUCGAGCCCAACAUUCAGCUGAUUCGACAGCAUGCUCGGGACCACGUGGACCUGCUGACAGGCAACUGCAAGGUAUGUGAGACCCACUUUCAGGACCGAAACUCCCGGGUGACCCAUGUUCUGUCUCAUAUUGGUAUUUUCCUCUUCUCCUGCGACAUGUGUGAAACUAAGUUCUUUACCCAGUGGCAGCUGACCCUCCACCGACGGGAUGGAAUAUUUGAGAAUAACAUCAUUGUGCACCCCAAUGAUCCCUUGCCUGGGAAGCUGGGUUUGUUUUCAGGGGCUGCUUCCACAGAGCUGAAAUGUGCUGCCUGCGGGAAGGCAUUGGCCAAAGAUUUCCACAUGGUCCGGGGCCACAUCCUUGACCAUCUAAACUUGAAAGGCCAGGCCUGCAGCGUCUGUGACCAGCGCCACCUCAACCUCUGCAGCCUCAUGUGGCACAUGCUCUCUCAUCUUGGCAUUUCAGUCUUCUCCUGCUCUGUCUGUGCGAACAGCUUUGUGGACUGGCACCUCCUAGAGAAGCACAUGGCUGUCCACCAAAGCCUAGAAGACACCCUCUUCCGCUGCCACUUGUGUAGCCAGAGCUUCAAGUCGGAGGCUGCCUAUCGCUACCAUGUCAGCCAGCACAAAUGCAACAGUGGCCUUGACCCACGGCCUGGCUUUGGGCUACAGCACUCAGCUCUACAGAAGCGGAAGCUGCCAGCAGAGGAGUUCCUGAGUGAGGAGCUGGCUCUGCAGGGCCAACCUGGGAACAGUAAGUACAGCUGCAAGGUCUGUGGCAAAAGAUUUGCCCACACGAGCGAAUUUAACUACCACCGGCGGAUCCACACGGGCGAGAAGCCGUACCAGUGUAAGGUGUGCCACAAGUUCUUCCGAGGCCGCUCAACCAUCAAGUGCCACCUGAAGACACAUUCAGGGGCCCUCAUGUAUCGCUGCACUGUCUGUGGCCACUAUAGCUCCACCCUUAACCUCAUGAGCAAGCAUGUUGGCGUGCACAAAGGCAGCCUUCCGCCUGACUUCACCAUUGAGCAGACCUUUAUGUACAUUAUCCAUUCCAAAGAGGCGGAAAAGAACCCGGACAGCUGACUGGGUCCCAGCAGAGCCAAGGAGAGCUCCCAGGUGGCAGCCAAGACAUUAAUUUUUUAAUGGCUGUUGGUCCCACCCCAGUUGAAGUUGUAACUUUGCCUUGAUAGAAAUUCUGUUCUGUCUUGUGUUUAAAGAAGGAAAAAGAAGAAAUAGCACAUGUUUUUGAGAAGCAAUGGCCCUAUCAUGUUUACCUCCUUACCUGUUCUUGCCCAUGAAGGGCUGUGUUUUUGGUUCUUUUGAGGCUGGUCUUGGGAUCUCAUCAGGCAGUUGGUGUCAACUAGAUCCCCUUCCCCAGCCUUUCGAGUUUUAUGCUGCUAAGAAUCCAACCAACAGCCUCACUGAAUAGAGGAGGUGGAGAGAGGUUUUCAUUGUGGGUGUAACUGCCAGACCUCCAGCUGAGACAACUGACUGUGAGAGAGAUUUUUGGCAAUGUGGACAUUUAGAAGAGACCAGUCAGCAGGGCAGCUCACCCAAGGUUCCAGCCCCAGCCUUUAGCAGGGAAAAGGCAUCAGGGAUAGAGGUACCUGCUUGUUGCACGGCGCUAAUCUGCUGGUUGGACAGUAAAAUCUUUUGGAAGCUAGAUCCAAACUGGGGACUAAGCUUUCUAUUUAGACCAGAAAGCUUUGGGAUGAAUCCUUGCCAGCCAGAAGAGGUCCUUCAGUGCCACCAGAAGUGGCAGCCUGGAUGGACAGGAAGGGAGGCUUCUCCUCUCAAUUCCAAAGAAACAUGAUUUUAUGGAGUGAAGGCCCAGGACGUCAGGCCUUCCCUGUGGGGCAAAGAGGACAGGGAGCCAUUUGACAUAGUCAGUCAUCUGUUACCUGGCCACCUCCAUCAACCUUGAAUUUUCUGAUGGAGAGGUGGGGAUAUCUCUGACAGCAGCAGCCUUGCCUUAAUUUACAUUCUGUCUCCCACCUACAUGUGUGUUUGACCUGUAGUGUAGAUGAGGAGACCCCAUGAGGUGGAUUGAUGGACUGGGAGCCCUUCAGGAUUAAAGGCCGAGUAACUGGUGGUGCGUAGUGGGAUGCCUCUCUGUCGCAGUUGGGUAACCCGUUGUUUACUUUGUGCAGCUGGACAGGAGCUUUGGCCGCUGACUUUUGACCUGCUGGAAUUUAUCCUGAUCUGUCUUUGCAUUGCCACCAGGGGGCACUAUUUGUUGGCCCCUAGUUCAGGCCCUCCCUAGGUGUCUGGGAAACAUUUCUGCCCAGCCCAAGCUGUUUUGUUCUUAGUUGACUUUUGAGGGAGUCUUGCCCAAAGAAGGUUUGAGUAAGAGGGUCCUUGUUCUCGCAUGCUCAUCGGCUCACCUCAGUAACUCAUACUACCUCACUGCUCAGGCGAGCUCUGGGAGUCCCUGGCCUGGGCCCUGACACUGCCCCUAGAGGGACUCAGCAGCACCCUGGGCUGUUUCACAAGCAAGUGGUUUUAAUUAACUCACAAAGCCUUUUUUUUGACAUUAAUAUUUAUUUAUUUUUAUUUUCAUAUACAUAUUACCCAGCAUCUCUUUUUGGAUAAGAGACUUCAGGAAAAUGAGUUUCUCUCCAGCAAGGAGCCACAUUCCAGGGGAUGAUCCUGGCCAGAGAUUCAGGAAAUAGGCUAGCACUGGGAGAGAACAUGUCAAGCCUUUACAUAAGCAAAUUCUUUUCUUUCUCUCCAGAUAGGCUCUUCCAGAAUAAACCCAGAGAACCUUUUGGGCAGUGGACAUUAAGUUCUAGGGAGUUGGGGCUUGUUAAAUUCCUAGGCCUUUCAUCCUCCUUCCAUUCUGUGAUAAGAGUAGAUUGGGGACUGGGCUGAGGAGAUCGAGUCACAUGAAGGACCUUUUUGCACAUUUUCUCAUCACUCCUAAACUCAGAAAGCUGUAUUAAGACAUAGGCAAACAAAGCUCCAUCUUUGGUGGACCUGCUGCCUCUCUCCCCAGCCCUAAACUUAAAAAGCUUCUGAGUUGGAGUGCAUGGCUCUCUGGUGGGGUGACCAUUACAUGAAGGGACUUGUACAAGUGGCACCUUUCGCCAUCUAAACCCAACUUGGUAAAUCUUCCCUUGGGCAUACUUGUCAGGAAAGCAGUGCUGAGACUUUUCAUCCCUGGCUGGCUUCUCUUUCCCACACUGACCAUUAGAAACUUAAGAAGGAAAAUAUAUGAAAGAGGACUGUAAAGUGCUAAGCUUUUCCAGCCUGAAUGAUCCCUGCCAAACUGUUGGUAAGGACUGAUUUUUUUAGUGACCAGAUUUGAGAGAGGUGGUACUGGACCCCAAUCAGGUAUCUGAGAAUGGGUUAAGAUGCUGAAGAAACGCUUUCCCUUAAUGGAAGGCAUCAUGGAUGCUGGGUAGUUUGUGUAUUUAACCUGAAACUGUGAAGUAUUCCCUUUUUGCCAGUAAACCAAAAAGCAAAUCCUUAAAACUUUGCCCUGAAACACUAAACAAGAAAAACUGCACCCCCUGGUCGUCCUGAGGCCAAGGGAUUGAUAAGGGUGGUCCAGUUGGUUGCAGUCAGACCUGUAGCAGGGUCAGUAGCUAGCGAGGCGCAUUGACCAAACCCUGUUCCUCCACGUGUCUCCUGUACUCACACCUGAACCUUCCCUCUGUUUGGAAUUAUGUUUGCUGCCUCUGCCUCUAGCUCACCCUUUUCUGAACUGUUUUACUUGAAACACUAUAUUGUGGCAAAGGGCACUCAAGGAUACGUAGUAGGAGGUAUUCAUUUUAUUUUGAGUUUUUAAUUUUUUCAAUGUCUGUUCAUUUGAUUUGUGGUGCCCUCUGCCCUGGAACCCAGUUUAGCACUGUCUCCUGCUGUACUGUUCCAAGAUUCUGUUUGACCCUUGAAUGUCUUGUCUUCGCCCUUUUCCUCCUUUUUCUUUUCUGUACUCUGGACUGGCUACCUAAUUGGCAGAGUCCCUUGUUUAAAAAUUAUUGAGAAUUUCAAGAUGGCAGUUGUAGAACAUUAAACCAAGCAUGAGGCUGUUCUCAACCUGCCUCAUAAGGGAAGAGGGUGACACUUGAACAGCACACUGGGAUAAAGAGCAGAGCCUGCUUGUGCCCAGAGAAGGGGAUCGCUGUCCCAGCUCUUCUGUGACCACUGAUGGCUCACUGGUGCCACAGCUCCUGCUGGGAAGCCCUGCUGUACCCUCAUUUAUUCCUAAAUUUUAGGACUCCAUGGAGUCUACAGUUCAAGGUUAGUUGGGAAGAAAGGAGGUGGGGGUGGGGCUCUGGCCCAGGUGACCUCUAAGAGCCAGAAAAUGGGUAAAAGUUCUUUUUGACUUCUCUGCUGACCUGUCAUCACCCUUUUGUCUCCAGGACAAGCCUUUGGGCUUAAAUACCUCCUCCCCAGUCGGGUUUUGCUACUGAUGAUUUUUCUUUGUCUUCUGGCCUCCUGCUGUGACCUAUUUUCCCAGGCUAUGCAACUGUGGAAGUGAAUUUAAAUCCCUUUAUAGAUGGACACUAAUGUUAUUGGCAUGGGAGUAGGCUAUGUGGAGAAGCCUGUGCCCAGCUGGGGGUCGCUACACGUCCUUUUUCCUAAGUCCUGCACUGAAUGAGUCAGGAAGUAGGGCACACAGCGUUCAUUUCACUGUGGUUGCUCAUCGCAAACUUAACAUCAGGAUGAAAAUGAAGCUGUUUGGGUUUCAAUGUUUCUUUAACACCCUUUCCUUGUCGAGUCCACCCUCCCCUCUGACCUCUACUAGCUAAAGUCUCUUAUGAAAUGGAGAAGAGUUGUUGAUGUCUAACUCCUUCCAUUAAAUUAAUAAGUACUGACCUCCUAAUAUUUAAGUGUUUACUAUCUAUUGCUGUAAAGUUUUGUAUAUUUUGUAAA